Molecule: messenger RNA, 1518 nt
Organism: Rasamsonia emersonii CBS 393.64
Lineage: Eukaryota; Fungi; Ascomycota; Eurotiomycetes; Eurotiales; Trichocomaceae
Exons: 3
Coding region: 1-1518 (505 amino acids)
Source: RefSeq, a predicted model, not a curated record
AUGCGUAUCUUCGUGAUUUUAUGCAAUAUUUUUCCUCUACUGCAAUCACACUCUCACCAACCCCACGCCCGUUUUGGCAAUCCUCGCGCCUAUCAGACACAAGGUGCCCGCUAUCAUGGAACUGCCCAUGAACAUCUGCAUGUACAGAUAUCUGCCGUUCUCGACCUGGAUCAGGGCCCCUGCGAUCGGGUUCCCUGUCAGGGCGGCGAUACUGAGGAUGCUCAGCACCAUUCCCAUGCGCACGCCGGUCUUUUUCAGGUCUGCGGUGAGAGAGCUCAGCGUGCUGGGGAAGAGUCCCUGGACUCCGGCCGAGAAGGUGCCGUAUAUCACGGAGAAGGCGUACAGUCCCCCGACACUGACGACUCCGGCCCAACCAUAGGCGAGAAUCGCACUCGCCAGGCUGAACAAGAUAAGUAUAUUCAGAGGACCUGUCCGCCAGUCUGCGAUGAAACUGGGGAUCCAACGACCCGUGGUGCCAACAGCGACGGAGCGGGCGAAGCUGCCGAUGUAGAAGAAACCGACGUAGAGGCCCCAGAAGACGAGGAACAUCCCGAUGGCGAAGAGCGAAUAGGGCGCUUCCUUGAACGCUGCGAACUCGACAAGAGGGCCAGUCUUCCGCGGUGGCAGUCGUUGCUGAAGAAACAAAAAACAGGGGAGCAGAGUCGCCAAGGUGAUGAAACCGAGGGUCCGCAUCGUCCAGGCAUAUCCUACCCGGGGCAGAAGGCUCAUGACAACGGCCGGGAACACCAUGCCUCCUGUUGCCGAACCGGACGCUGCCAGCCCCAUGGCGAGGGCGCGUCGUUUGGAGAAGUAGGUUGGCAGCAGCGACAAGGUGGGACAAAACAUCAGACCGCAUCCGAUGCCUUGGACGAUGCCCUGUGCGAGGAAGAACUGCCAGUACUUCUUGCAGAGGGAGGUCAUGAAGAUGCCAAAGAUCUCGAUGAUGGCGCCCACCGACCAGGUGAACUUGAAGAAGCCAGCGUCGGUGGCCCGACCGGAGAAGGUGCCGAUGAAGAACAGCAGGAAGAUCUGGAUGCUACCGACCCAGGAGAUGUCGGAGGGGGAAUGGCCCAAAGUCUCGGUGUAGUACGUCUGGAAGACGCCGAAGCUGUUGAUAUAGCCCCAGGUGUUGCAGAUGACCAGAUGGGCCAGUGCCACUUGCGUCCAAGCCUUGAAACCGCCGUCGGGGGGUGGUCCGGGGUUUCGUCCAGACUCUCUCGUGCGGACAAGCGAGAUGGUCCUGGCCAGGACCGUGUUGGCCUGGCUGGCGGUGGUGGGAUGUCGAUUCAGGGCGCUAUCGCCACUACCGUUGUCGUUGUCGCCAUUGUUGUUGCUGUUGCUGCUGGCUCCGAUCCUCGACUCCUCAUCCUUGGGGUGGAGAGACGAGGAAUCUUCCUCCCGCUGCUGGAUUUGAUCUUCAGCCAUGCUGGCCGGACUGGCCUUUUCGCUUUCGUUUUCGUGUUCCAUGUUUGGCGACUGAAGAUGUCAAAUUAUGUAUGCUUCAAACCUUAUGGUUGA